AUGAGCUCUAGAUCUGCGUCCAGCGAACGGCCCGAAUUGGGUCAUUUGGCAAGAUGGACGGUGUCGAGCCAUAAGUACGGCUUCGGCGUUGACAACCUCAAAGAUGACAAUGAGGGGACUUUCUGGCAGUCGGAAGGUCCUCAACCGCAUGUCGUAGACCUAUCUUUCCCCAAGCGCGUCUUCAUUUCGGCCGUAUCCAUCCUGACCUCCCACCCGAAAGACGACUCCUACACCCCCUCCAAGAUCUCUGUACGGUGCGGAACGAGCGUGCAUGAUCUACAAGAGGUCCGGCUGGGGGUGUUUGAUAAGCCUGAUGGAUGGCAAUAUAUGCCGCUGAGGCCGGAAGAUGCGGAUGGGGAGGAGAUUGAGGGACCGCCCAUACCAGCACAUCACCUCCGGAUCGUCAUCCUCGCCAAUCACCUGAACGGCAAAGACACGCACGUCCGCGGCGUCCGAGUGUUCGGCGCAGACACGUCCAUCAAGCCAUCUACCGAUGCGGGAGACAGCGCGAGGAUGUCCAUCAACGUUGCGAGUCCUGGAGAGGAGGAUGGCGAGGGAGGGGAGGUGGGGGAAGGGAAGAGAUUGUUGAUGUUGGGCCAUGAUGGGUUGAGUGGGUUUACGAGUCGGGCGUUCAGGAUGCACGAGGGGAUCAGAUAA
Messenger RNA from Dioszegia hungarica, 657 nucleotides. Its product is annotated as anaphase-promoting complex, subunit 10-domain-containing protein. Gene Ontology annotation, cellular component: anaphase-promoting complex. The record is from RefSeq and is a predicted model, not a curated record. Bases 1 to 657 code for a protein of 218 amino acids. Gene Ontology annotation, biological process: protein K11-linked ubiquitination; anaphase-promoting complex-dependent catabolic process. Lineage: Eukaryota; Fungi; Basidiomycota; Tremellomycetes; Tremellales; Bulleribasidiaceae. The transcript is spliced from 5 exons.